UCUCCUGUGUAUUCUACAUUUAAAAACCUGAUUCUGAACAUUUUCCUUCAUCGUGCACUUUUUGUGACAACCAAACUGUGACAGAUAGUCCUUUGUUUUCACAUUGAGUAAGUGUGGACAAAUACCCAUGUGAUAGUUUGCAAUAAGGCACUACCCAGGAAAGAUCAGAGGACUGAUAAACAUGCAUGUUAAAAGUUACAGUUAAAAGUGAGAGGGAAGCCUAUGCCAUAACCUGAAGAGUUUUGGUGUCUAGAGUGUGUUACGGGAGCGCAUUUCAAAAGAGUCCAUUGAUUUUAUCAAGACUAAAAAUAGAGAGAAAUACCUUUUUGAUUGUGCUCUGAAUUAAUUAAAUUUCCGCUGUUUUGAGACGUUGCACCCAUCACGUAGUCUGAUCACACAUUCAGAAUGUCUAGGACAGAGGUGAAGGAAGCUCGCAGAUACUUUGUGUGAACCUGGGGAGACACAAAAUGCUGUGGAUCCUUAUUUUCCUACAUUGCGAAGUGUUUCUAUGACCCUUUGACCAUCUGUGAGGUACAGACUAAUGGACAAGUUAAACUACCAGCUCCUCUUGUCAGUCUACAUCCUCACCUUCCUGAUCGGCCUUCCCGCCAACAUCCUAGCGUUCUUUACCUUCUGUCGAAAGGUUUACCGCAAGCCCACCCCCAUUGACAUUCUCCUGCUAAACCUGACAAUAUCUGACCUCAUCUUCCUGGCAGUCUUGCCAUUCAAGAUGAAGGAGGCCACUGACAACUUGAACUGGAGCCUGCCAUAUUACCUGUGCCCCAUUAGCAGUUUCCUUUUCUUCUCCACCAUCUACACCAGCACGUUAUUUCUGACUGCGAUCAGCAUAGAGCGCUAUCUAGGUGUUACGUUUCCGAUCCGAUAUGCUCUAGGUCGCCGACCACGCAACGCUGUAAUUGCAAGUUGCUUCCUCUGGCUUCUGGGAUCUCUUAACCUCAGCAUCGUGUACAUUGUGCCAUACAUACCCUCAAAUGAUAAUUCAAGCAGCAGCAAGCUACAACCCAAUCCUCACGUGACAAUUUGCUACGAUUUAUUCACCAAAGAGCAGCUGAACAUUCUACUUCCUGUUCGUCUGGAGCUUUUUCUCGUACUUUUCUGUAUACCCCUCCUCAUCUGCUGCUUUUGCUACAUAAACUUCAUACGAAUCCUCUCCAAUCUGCCUCAUCUCGGACGCCGCCGUAGACUCAGGGCCAUUGGGUUGGCGUUGGGGACGCUGUUGGUUUUCACUAUCUGUUUCAGCCCCUAUAACGUCUCGCACGUGGUUGGUUUCGUCCACGGUGAUAACGAAUGGUGGCGUCACUUUGCUUUGAUCUCCAGCACUCUGAACGCCUGUUUGGACCCAAUCAUCUUUUACUUUUCUUCGGCUGCCGUUCGCAGCGCCAUACACGCAUGUGUUAAUGGUUUAAAGGAGAAAAUGCACAUCAUAAAAUGCAGACGAUGCUGUUCUGCUGGCCCUUCCAAAACUGAGGCCUACAAAGAGACAAAUCCACCUCUUGACUUGGGGUGAGAAUUGAGCUACAGAGUAUUUGAGUUCAUUUAGGCCUACAGAAAGAAGUGUUGUUUGCAAGUGCC
Molecule: messenger RNA, 1593 nt
Organism: Sinocyclocheilus rhinocerous
Lineage: Eukaryota; Metazoa; Chordata; Actinopteri; Cypriniformes; Cyprinidae
Product: free fatty acid receptor 3-like
Exons: 4
Coding region: 542-1528 (328 amino acids)
Biological process (GO): cellular response to fatty acid; G protein-coupled receptor signaling pathway
Cellular component (GO): plasma membrane
Molecular function (GO): G protein-coupled receptor activity
Source: RefSeq, a predicted model, not a curated record